AUGGCAAAUCUCGAUACAGACGGCCACUCCGUCACUCACUCCUCAGAUCGAACUGGAUCCCCGGAUCUACGGCUGAUCCACUACAAUGAUGUUUAUCACGUCGAAGCCGGCUCUGCAGAACCCAUUGGCGGGAUAUCUCGAUUUCAAUCCCUCGUGAACUAUUACCGAUCUCACCCGCAAUUUGCCGGGCAACCCGACAUCCUGACCUUCUUUUCCGGUGAUGCUUUCAAUCCGAGUAUCGAGAGUACAAUCACAAAAGGCAGACAUAUGGUACCAUUUCUCAACACAGUUGGCACCGAUGUGGCAUGUGUGGGAAAUCAUGACCUUGAUUUUGGAGUCGCACAGUUUCGGCAUCUUGCGAGUCAAUGUCAUUUCCCGUGGCUCUUGGCCAAUGUUCUUGACCCAGCACUGGGAGACGAUGUGCCAAUCGCCGACUGCGGUAAGACCCGCUUAUUGACAUCAUCGAACGGGAUCAAGGUUGGCGUGUUGGGUCUAGGAGAGAGAGAAUGGCUCGGCACAAUCAACGUACUUCCGCCUGAUCUGAUUUACAAAUCUGCAUCUGAAACGGCUCGAGUACUAGCUAAGCAGCUUCGAGAACAAGGAGCCGACCUCGUCGUCGCUGUCACCCAUCAACGCGAACCAAACGACCAUAAAUUAGCUAGCAAUUUAUCGCCCGACCUGGUUGAUAUCAUUCUCGGGGGACACGAUCACUUUUAUGCGCAUUCCGUCGUCAAUGGAAUUCAUGUUUUACGAUCAGGGACUGACUUCAAACAGUUAAGCUAUAUUGAGGCCUUUCGCAAACCUGGUGGAACAGGGUGGGACUUCAACAUUGCGCGGCGAGAUGUAGUUCGCUCAAUUCCGGAGGACCCGGAUACGGUGGCAUUGGUGGCUCGGCUUACAUCCAGCCUCAAGGCUAAAUUGGACAAGCCGAUUGGGUUCACUGUCAGUGCCCUCGAUGGCCGUUUCUCUACUGUGCGCCAGCGUGAAUCCAAUCUGGGAAAUUUUGUUUGCGACCUUAUGCGCUUCUACUACGCUGCUGACUGUGCCAUGAUGGCGGGUGGCACCAUUCGCGGGGAUCAAAUCUAUCCACCUGGGAUUUUGAAACUGAAAGAUUUGUUGAACUGCUUUCCUUUUGAAGACCCGGUUGUGCUGCUGAGCCUUAGUGGCCAGGCAUUGCUAAAUGCACUUGAGAAUGGGGUUAGCCAGCUCCCUGCACUCGAGGGUCGAUUUUCGCAAGUGUCAAACAUCAGCUAUGGGUUUAAACUCGCAGCGCCUUCGGGUUCGCGCAUCACAUUCGUGCGUAUCGGUGGUGAGCCUAUUGAUUUACAACGUAAUUAUGUUCUCGCGACUCGUGGAUACAUGGCGCGAGGUAAAGACGGAUUUUCUUCUUUACUUGUCCAGUCCGAAGGAGGGGAGGUGGAGGAACUUGUUGAUGAAGAGAACGGUGUUCUUAUUAGCACUAUUCUACGCCAAUACUUCCUGAGUCUGAAGGUACUUGGUAAAUGGAAUCGCUGGAGUGCCAGUCUCCGUCGACACUGGGGUACUGUCCAUCGUAACCUACAUGGUGAAGGGUGGCUGAAACCGCCAUCUGCCGCGACAUCUCCCAAGGCCGAGAAACCCCCAGUCAAAAAAUUAGGGUCACGGCCUGCUCUUAAGCGGACAAACCACACAGCAUACUAUUACGGUCGGUUCCCUGAAGAGCUUGGACAGGAUAACAAGGGUCUCACUGGAAAUGAGACCAAUGGCGAUGCCAUGGACUCUGAUUCCGACGAGGAUCCAGAUAUCCUGACCUCAUCGCAACCAUUCACCAACUACGUGACUUUUCCCGCGCAGUCCUCUGCUGAAGAAGAGCAUCGCUUGCAAAUUGCGCGACGCGUUGUUCGGAAAUGGAUGCGGCAUGCGGGACUACAACCUACAACUCUGAAUGCCAUGGACGGUGAAGGCGAAUUCACCCCAGCCUGGACGUCGGGGAUCUCUCCUCGGCUGGAGGGACGAAUUGUGGAGGAAUAG
Molecule: messenger RNA, 2010 nt
Organism: Penicillium nucicola
Lineage: Eukaryota; Fungi; Ascomycota; Eurotiomycetes; Eurotiales; Aspergillaceae
Product: putative 5'-nucleotidase
Exons: 4
Coding region: 1-2010 (669 amino acids)
Biological process (GO): nucleotide catabolic process
Molecular function (GO): hydrolase activity
Source: RefSeq, a predicted model, not a curated record